CUAGGUUUGGCCGGAAUUUUCUAUUCCGGGUUUCGCUCCAAGAUUUAGACACUCCCUAACCGCGAUGCUCAUUGAUGCAUCACUUUUGUUGUGCCACAACAUUAGGUUAUUUGAACGUCCGAUCUGUUGAUUUUGCUGUUUAUACGUUUUAUACACAGACAUUAACUUACGUCUACGUGUCUUCAUAUUUUUAGAAAUACAUACUAGCAGCGGAUAACCGAAAGCACGUGUUUUGAAUCGGUACGGAAGGUGCUGUUGUUUACAUUUUGGCGGAUUUCCCACAGAUACUACCGACAUGAUGGAGAUGCGACUAGUUGGUCUGAUGAUUUUGUCCAGCAUGCUCCUAGGUAACGUGGACGCACAGGGGACAUGCGUCCCUAUUGACACAGCACUAGAAGACUUCCAAGUGAAGCGUUUCUUCAAAGAAAGCGAUACAGGUUUUGAGAAUGGUUUAAGUUGCUCCUGGACGCUUAGGGCUGUCAAUAACGAGAGUACCAUUGCCUACCAGAUCACGAAUAUCAACCUGGGUAUUGAUGACCUUCUCAAUGUCUAUGCAGGAACAACCACAUCUGACCCUAAUGUGUUGGUCAAUCAUACUGGUGUAGGAUCGUCACAGAAUGUAGCCAGUGUAGACACACCAAACAUCCUUGUGACGUUUGAAACAGGAACCGUUGCGCAGACAACUCGACAGACUUUCGAAACUUUUUUCAUUGCAGGAUCAGACAGAUCCGGAGCUGUAUCGUGCGUGAAUCAGACCCUAAUAGCUACUGCUGAUUCACAGCUUUUGACGUCUCCCUCAUUCCCUGGCCUGUAUCCAACGUCCGAGCAAUGUAGUUGGACCAUCUCAGCACCAGAGUCUGCUACUCUUGAACUGACAUUUUCAAUGAUUGACAUUGAGGUGGGGGACUCGCCGGACAUCUGUAACUAUGACAGACUCGUUGUUUAUCUGCCCGGCCAAAGGGACAGCCCGGAAUUACUGGUGUGUAGACGUAAUAUUUGGGUCCAAGAGACCCACACCAUAGCAAAUAACCAGGUUCAGCUUGACUUCGAGGGGGACGAUUCGGAUUCGUAUGGAGGAUUUGUGUUAACUUACAGAGCGAUUCUUCCACCUCCAACAACAACUACUGCGCCACCCACAGAGAGUACACCGAAAACUGACCGUCAUGGAUGCAACCAUGGACAUACAGGAUAUGAAGAAGAGAACAGUAGCAACAGUGAUCCUAAAAGUGCCGGUCUUAGUGAUGAGGGUGACUCAGAUCAGUAAACUUUUGCCAUGUCUGGUUCCCACGUACUGUCACUGAACUGGUUUUAUGACCUACUUGAUACUUCUACAUGCUGUCUUCUGGAAUGAUAUUUUCUACUUCACUCAGCUGUUAAAGUACUUGUGUAUGUUGUAAUCCAAUAAAUACUCUGACGUAUGUU
This is a messenger RNA of Mizuhopecten yessoensis (Yesso scallop), 1422 nucleotides long. Its product is annotated as cubilin-like. The transcript is spliced from 10 exons. The record is from RefSeq and is a predicted model, not a curated record. NCBI's taxonomy places the organism in Eukaryota, Metazoa, Mollusca, Bivalvia, Pectinida, Pectinidae. Bases 296 to 1264 code for a protein of 322 amino acids.